AUGCCGAAACGCACAGUUAAACGCCGUCAUAACAAAUCCAAAAAUUCAUUUCAUUCUAGAAGCUCAGAUAGCUCAGGUUCACCUGAAGAUCAGUAUGUUAACUGCUUACCUCCUCCAAAAGAUUUUACAAAAGUAUCUGAUCUUCCAGACCUUGAAAAAACAUCAGACCAUAAGCUUAUUUACGUUCUCGCUCUGAGAAACGAUAUCAAAAACUUUUCCACUGUUGCUUAUUCGAUAAUUCCAAAUAAAGCUUCUAUUUGGAUUUCAAGGGAAUCGCCAACCGGUUCAAGAACAAUCGAUGAUAUUACUAAUGAUGAUGGUAAGCUUAAUCAUAUGAUGGAACUCCCACCUUUCAUUUACGAUCAAUAUCCUGUUCCCCCGAACGCGACCAUUCUUCAUUUUGUAAAUAAAGAUAGGAAGAAUAAUACGCUGAAAGUUAUGGAAACCUUACUUAUCGACGGUAACCCUGACGUGAUAAAGGUUUCGGUUACAGGUGUAAAUGGUUUUGCAAACAGCUUUGUUUUCAAGCAACCAAUAGAAGUUGUUAGAGAUAUGUCACCACCUUAUCCUCAUUUCCAAUUCAAAGGGGAACAAGUUAUCGAACAUUAUGGAAUUCUAAGACACAGAAUACAGAUGGUUCCAUCAGGAAUACAAACUACGCCUAUGCUACUCAUCUGUCAGGUCGUCAGAACAAAAAGAAUGAACGUUUUAUCAUAUUUCCCAAUAAACUGCAACGAAACGAUUUUCCUUGAAUGCUUGAACGACAAACUCGAACCAAGAAACUUGGAUUCAAUGAAGAUAGAAAAAGGAAAAAUGGUUCAUCAAAAUUCAAAAUUGAACACUUCUUUUAACCAAAAUACACUUUACCCAGGUAUGAUUCUCAUCAAAAUCAUCAGACCAAAUUCAGAAGAUGUUGUUCAAGUUAUGGAUACUUUAUAUCCAGGUCCAGAAGUUCAUGAUGUCAAGAUUCGCUUAGCUCUUCCAAAGCCAGAAGGUGGAUACAACUUACUUACGACAAUUCCAGUACCCAAUACCAGAAUCAACGAAUACAAGAAGAAUAGAAUUGAUACUAGACACAAUUACUAUGCCAGAGAAUAUGGUAAGAAGCGCCGUGAUAGCAAGCCAAUUAUUGAGUACUAUUACUACUCAGAUGAAGACGAAUCAGACGAUGAACCACCUCCAGUACUUCCUAAGCUCACAAUUUAUGUUGACGAUGACGGAAAUAUCAUUGAUACAGAUGGCCGUCCAACUAAAGAUGGAAAACUCACCGACAUUUUGUCAAAGAUGAACGAAAAAGGUAUCAAAGUCAAUUACGCCAAAGAAUAA
Trichomonas vaginalis G3 is the source of this 1326-nucleotide messenger RNA. RefSeq lists its product as uncharacterized. The record is from RefSeq and is a predicted model, not a curated record. The transcript has a single exon. Lineage: Eukaryota; Parabasalia; Trichomonadida; Trichomonadidae. Bases 1 to 1326 code for a protein of 441 amino acids.